Psylliodes chrysocephalus is the source of this 901-nucleotide messenger RNA. The record is from the annotation of a GenBank genome assembly. NCBI's taxonomy places the organism in Eukaryota, Metazoa, Arthropoda, Insecta, Coleoptera, Chrysomelidae.
AUUUAAAUGUGCAAAAGCCAAUUUUGGAUAUCGUACAAAAAAAAUGUUUCCAUCAACAACUAUUUCGUCAAAAUUGUAAAAUGUGGAGAUAUUGAUCGUAUUAUAUCUAAACUUAAAUAAAUGGUAGAACCGUUGGUUUAAAACUUUUGUAUGUUGCGUUAGCGCAACGAAAAGAUAACCAUAAAGCUCACCUAAUUUCUUAACACAUGCAGCAUAUAGCAAACAUGCGCAUGCACCAGAUGGGUUAAUUCAUCCAGCCAGAAGCUUCAAGUGGCUAUUUCGUACCCACUAUUUAAGCUACAGCUUCUCUUUACUACGUACCUGCACAGAUGCCAAUCCGUACCAGCCCAAGAUGGUCAGCACAGACGCCUGUCAGGCUAGGAGCUCAAGGACGUACAGCUACCUACACUAGUAUGCAAAACACAUCCAAAGCUGUAGCCAGACCACCAAAUCAGUUCACCAUGUGUUGCAACAUCAGCGUACCCAGACCAAUCACAGGACAACAACUGACAAGUAGCACGGUCGUCCACAAGCUUUGUUGCCAGGUGCUCACGCUCCAGUUCAACAGACAGACACACUCAGGGCCAAGAAACUCUGACUGCCACUAUGUUGGCCACUGCUCCCCCACAGGAACAGAAACAGAUGUACUCCGAUUUAGUAGGUAAUAUCACUGGUAUGUUGUUGCACAUGUUGGAACACCAGGAGUCGCACAAGAACAAAGUUGAGAAAGCCGUCGCUGUAUUGCAAGCCCAUCAAGUCAAAUUAAAAAAUACUAAAUUAAAAAUUGCAAACAGUCAUAUGACAAAAAGGAAAAUAAAAAUUCUGCUACUUAACAAUUCGAUUUGCAUAUUCUUGAUUUUUGCAAUGUUUUAUAAAUGUAAGAUCAAGAAUAUUGUAAGAC